Hibiscus syriacus is the source of this 1522-nucleotide messenger RNA. RefSeq names its product spermine synthase-like. The coding region runs from base 117 to 1193 and encodes 358 amino acids. The record is from RefSeq and is a predicted model, not a curated record. Gene Ontology annotation, molecular function: spermidine synthase activity. Gene Ontology annotation, biological process: spermidine biosynthetic process. Gene Ontology annotation, cellular component: cytosol. NCBI's taxonomy places the organism in Eukaryota, Viridiplantae, Streptophyta, Magnoliopsida, Malvales, Malvaceae. The transcript has 11 exons.
UUCACCGUAACCUUUCCCGCUCGCUCUUUGGACUCUCUAGAUUGCUCAGAGUCUCGAAUCAAAUUCUCACUGCCAAUAAGACCAGAGGCUGGAGCCGAAGAAGAAAAAAAUAAUCUAUGGGGGAAGACGCAGGAAGAGAUUUGGAAUGCCAGAAGAUUAUGGAUGGGAAGGUGAAUAGUGGGAGUGGCUCAGAGAAGGUUGUCCCUUCUUGUUGCUUGAAGGCCAGGGUUUCAGCCCCUGAGCUUGAGGCAAAAUGCCAUUCAACUGUUGUUUCUGGGUGGUUCUCGGAAUCUCAGUCUUCCUCUGAUAAAGCUGGUAAAAUGGUCUACUUCAACAAUCCUAUGUGGCCUGGAGAAGCACAUUCUCUGAAAGUUAAAAGCAUUUUAUUCAAGGAGAAAUCAGACUACCAAGAGGUCCUUGUUUUUGAGUCAUCAACGUACGGGAAAGUGCUUGUUCUUGAUGGAAUAGUUCAGUUGACCGAGAAAGAUGAAUGUGCAUAUCAGGAGAUGAUAGCUCAUCUUCCACUUUGUUCAAUUCCAUCUCCCAAAACUGUCCUGGUUGUUGGAGGUGGUGAUGGUGGGGUCCUUAGGGAGAUUUCUCGGCACAGCUCUGUUGAGCACAUUGAUAUAUGCGAAAUAGAUAAGAUGGUUAUAGAUGUUUCCAAGAAGUUCUUUCCAGAAUUAGCUGUUGGAUUUGAGGACCCUCGCGUUCAUCUUCAUGUUGGUGAUGCUAUUGAGUUUCUUCGUCAUGUUCCAAAAGCAAAGUAUGAUGCGAUCAUUGUUGAUUCAUCAGAUCCUGUAGGUCCUGCUCAAGAGCUUGUAGAAAAACCAUUUUUUGAGACUAUAGCACAAGCAUUAAGGCCUGGUGGUGUCCUCUGUAACAUGGCGGAGAGUAUGUGGCUUCAUACACAUUUAAUUGAAGAUAUGCUUUCUGUUUGCCGUGAAACAUUCAAGGGUUGUGUUCAUUAUGCAUGGACAAGUGUUCCAACUUAUCCUAGUGGUGUGAUUGGCUUCCUGUUAUGCUCCACAGAGGGACAACCUGUUGAUUUUCUGAAUCCCAUAAACCCUAUUGAGAAGCUAGACGGAGCUUACCAUCAUAAGAGAGAACUUAGAUUUUACAACUCUGAGAUGCAUAGGGCUGCUUUUGCGUUACCUCCAUUCCUGAAGAGGGAGGUGAGGCUACUUCGAGACUGAUGCUCCAGAACAAGGAACCUGCCUCUCCCGGAAUCAAAUAUGUAGACUUGCGAUUGGUUACUUAACUUUUUCUCAUAAACUGAAAUACUCCCAUUCAGGACAUAGAUAGUAAAUAAACGUUUCCAACUUGUAGGUGCAACUGGAGCCAUUCUAGUAUGUGUUAUGGUUUAAUUUUAAGGAAUACGUAGCAUAGGAGACUUAAUCGAACGGGUUGUGAUGCAGUAGUGUGCUUGCCUGAUUCGUGGUGCUUCAAAUGUCUUUCAAGUCAGUGUUAUGGACUUGACAACAUUGAAACACCUGAAGAAAAAGAUGACAAAAAUAAGGUAUCA